AAAUUUGACAUUGGCGCUGAUACAUUAAGAAUCAUGAGAUCGGUCAUUUAAACGUUUAAAUCAACAAGAAACAUUCAGAGGUUCAUUCAUGGUUGGUGUAACCUACGGCAAAUACAGGGCAGAUCUGGAGAUCUACAGUUUUGGUUGUCUUGAAGUCUUGGAAUCUGAAGGAUUUGAAAAUGAACCCUGCACAUUAUGGAAAUUCUUUCGUUGUGAAUCCUACAGAGGAUACUAGAGAGGAAAGUGCGGGAGAUAGCCCUCAACCUUCUUCAUCAACAAGAAACCAAGAAAAUAUAAUUAGUCUGGAGAAGUUCUUUAAACUGGUUCAAAGACAAAAGGCAAUGAAAGGAAUGAUCCUGGUUUGCGAUUCUCCACCUUCGAGCCCGAAGGUACUGGAUAUGAUAACACGUUUGAAGGAAAAAACACCUUUUGACGUUUACUACCACGAAUACUCCAGGGAACAAGGACGGAACGAGUGUGGGUUCAUCGCUGUGUUUAUUGCAUGGGCAUUGGCUUUCAAAUUGGUGAAUGAAAAAUUUCCCAAUUAUGGGGAUAUGGAGUUUCAGAAAGUUCGAGGCAAAAUAAUUGAGUUAUUCAACGACUUUGUUGAGGGAAAACAAGAGGAUCAAGCCCAAUGUCUUUCCGGAAAUCACAUCAUGAAAAUAUUCCAAUCUGGUCAAUUUCUGGACAAUAAUUUCUAUUUGUGGAAUGUGGAUGCAAUGACUGAGCUUUAUCAUGCUUUGAAGCAGAUCAGUAUAUUGACAAAACUUAGUAGGGCUGCUACUGACUGGAAUACAAAUGUGCCUGAAUUAGAUAAGUCAGUGCCUGAAGGUGAUGAUUUCAGAAACAGUGGAAUAUUGGAUUUAAGGAUUUCUGAAUGGGUUUCAAAGAAGCUACAAAGUCGGGCGUUAUCUGUAUUAUUAUCCAAAGUUAUAGGAAAAAUCAGACCGGAAAACGAAGAACUAAAAUCAUAUUUCGAUGAAAUCACAAGAAUGUUGCGUUGCGAAACACCCCAAUGGAAGAGUAUUGAUGAGAUGAUGGAGAAGAUUCUAACUGUACUUCAAUACAAUCAAACUACUCCUCCAUGGCUCCAUGGCAUAUUUGGUGCGGGGGAUCUCGAAGGUGCUCUGAACAAACUAGCAGAGAAUCAUUCAGAAAAGUUCAAAAUUGCUAUCGCAAACAUCAAAUAUCUUGAAGAACAGGAGACCAAAGAGGACGGCCAUUGGUACACAGUUUUAGUGGUGCUCGGAAAUGGUACUACAGCUUGAGAAAGCCAAAAAGGAUUCGUUAAAGAAGAUUGAAUUCGAAAAAAUGGCUUUUUGUUUGAAUGACGGCCUUCUUUGCUAUUUAUCAUAGUAUCAUAUUGGUCUCUGAUUUAGUAGCAAUCCCCCUGAUACCUAUUUGUUAAUUGCUAACACAAGAAGUCAAACCUGCCUACUUUUUAUUUUCAUAGGAUUUUACAUAUUUGCUUGAUCUUGUCUUGUAUUGAUUUAUCAUGUAUAUGAGAGUAUAUCAUUCUAUCCAAAAACGAAUCCAUACCAUAUUUUCUGGAUAAUAAGCUGAUUUAGUGAAUAAGCUGAGGCCAGUUUUCAGCAUUAAAAAUGAGGGUUUUCCCACAUCACAGCGGGGCAGAAAAAUUGUACUUUUUUCUCUAUCUGUAUGGUAAGCACCAAUGUGUGUUUUUUUUUUUUUUUCGAUUCUAUUUUCCUCAUUUACGGCAUUUUUUUGGUAUAAGACACAUGCCGAAGGGCCAUUCUUCCAUGAAUUAGUUUUUCGUUUUGUUCAAAAAUACGUUGAGUUGCGUAUAGACUGACACUAGAAAAUCAAAAAUCUUGGGUCCAGAAAAUCUGCUUUUUAUCCAGAAAAUAUGGUACUUUUCUUGGUACUCCUGUAGUAUGUGUACCAGGUUAGGACAUAAUUUUAUCCCAAUUUUCCUUUUUUUAGUUCCAUUACGAGUUCUCCCCAUCUGUGUUUGCCAAGUGAAUAUACCCCCUGCCCAUAGGUUUCAGUCCCUUUACACAAUUCGAUGUAAAGUAGGCGAGCAAAAUAACGGCAGCUACCUUCAUGUUAGCACACAUACUUCUGGAAUGCCCUUUUCUUAUUUAAUCUGUUAUACUUAUGCAAACCAUAAUUUGCUCAUCAUAUGCCUGAUAGCAGUUAGUUCAUUUUAUUUAUUAAUGAUUGCACAAGUUCCGACCACUGUACUUACAUCUUAUGCAUUUGACUCCAAACACUGCAGCAUAAUGCCUUUGAUUUUUUCUAUUUAUUUUUACCUAUU
Molecule: messenger RNA, 2278 nt
Organism: Styela clava
Lineage: Eukaryota; Metazoa; Chordata; Ascidiacea; Stolidobranchia; Styelidae
Source: RefSeq, a predicted model, not a curated record